GAACUAUGACUGCCAUUUGUUUCGUCUGCAAUCUUCCGAUUUUAUCGCAUCAGGUUGGACUGGUUUGGCAAGGAGGAAAUGGAUGGGACGAUUUAGUUCGAGAACAGGUAGAAGAAAUGACAAUAAGACAAAGGCUAGGAGGCCGCAGAGACUCAGCUACACAGUUAUGCAACAUAUCUCCACCAGGGGAAUUAGCGGACGGCCCCAAUCCUGGCAAUCGGCGGAGAAGACGGAGUUCCUUAGCGCAGUUGACAGAUCUUUUCAGGGAUUGGGGAAGCUCCAAAAAGAAUCAAAAGAAGCUGUACAGACGCGAAACUUUAGCAGAUUUAGUAAGGACGUUACCAUGGGAGAAACAAUCAGAGUCAGAGGGUAUGCCAACUCCCAAUAUUUCCACACAAAGGAACCGUCGAGAAUCUAGUGCCGACUCAGGUAUCCGAAGUUCCCUUUCCAGAUCGCGCCGAGACUCCCACUCCAUCAUCUACGACUUCAAGGCCGAGGUCGCCAAGUUGUGGCACCGCAAGGACAGCCGUACCGCCACCAUAGUGAGCCCAAGCAGCGGCCACGGCCCGGCGGUCUCCAGGAGGGACAGCGAGGAGUACCCGGGCACCAGCAGGAGGGACUCCACGGCCGUCUAUUCGCAGUACGCUUCGAGGAGGGGCUCGGGGGAGAGUGGUAAGGGUAGGAGGGACUCGGUGCCUACCGUGUCGUCGCCUCCUAGGGUGGUCAGCGUAAAGAGGAAGGUGCGGACGCAUUCGGAGUCCCCGUAUUAUAGACAGGAACAAAGGCCCUCCACGUCUUCCACCGCCUCCGACUCCGCUUCCCCCGCCCCCACCACCGCCCCCUCCACCGGAGGCGGGGGCACGGUGGACGUGGGCACGGGCGCUCUGCCGCCCCCCACCAUCGUGAUGUCGAGCGUGACGCCACCCGCCACGUCGCCCACGGUGCAGAGUCCGUCGGCGGGGCAGCAGCCGCCCCCAGUGCAUCCGCUGGUCGGGACCAGGAGGGACUCCACCACGCAGUGCGGCCGAACAGGCAGAAGAGACUCGAGAACCCACUCUAGCCCAGAACAGCGCCACUCGCGCCUCCAGCGCCAAAACACAGCCUACGACGAGAGCUGUCUACCCCCGGGCGGCUGGACGCCCAAAGAGAGUCGCAGAGACUCCCAGACCACCGCCCUGAGUCCCGACGUCGACGAGUCGGGCAGGAAGGCCAGGCGCGACUCCCUGAGCCCCGACUCGGCUUCCAAGAGCAGGCGCGACUCCAGGUCGAGACUGAGUCCGGACAGGUCCAUGGAGAGGGAGAUCAGUCCGGUGAGGAGGAACAGGAGGACGCCUAGGAGGCAGUCGACGACGGUGGGAAGGCCGCAUGCGCACAGGUCGCCUGAUUCCUCUAGCUGCUCCAGUCGCGACCCGAGCCCCAGCAACAGGGGCAAUGCCCCGCCCCCUGUGGAACACCACCGCCCCGCCAUCCGAAGACAAUCCACCACCGAGGAGAUCCUCAUAGCCCGCGGCUUCCGCAGACAAUCCACCACUGAAGAGAUGAUCCGCUGCAGGAACUUCCGCAGGCAGAGCUCGCAGAGCGACGACUCGCAAAGGUACCGCGGCAGGAGGGACUCGUCCACGCAGAUCUUGGACGGUACCGUUGCAUCCAUGACAGUAGAAACUUCUAGUACGGUUUUUGAUUCUAGCACGCAGACAGAUCCCACGCCUUUGUACGAAAACAACCACUACCACGAGGAGUGCCUGCGGUGCAACUCGUGCGGCCUUAACCUGACCGGCCCCAGCCAGAAGCGCGCCAGGAGAUUCAAGAACCAGAUCCUCUGCGACCUCCACUUCGCCGACGUGUCUCUGAUGGAGACCUCGGACUUCAUGCAGCAGCUAAGGUCGUUCAAGCCGCAGUCUUUGGGGUGCGCUGUGGCCAGGAGGAAGUCGUCCACUACGCUUAUUUUCCCUCUGCCGCCUCAGGCUUGCUCAGAUGAAUUCUGUGAAGAAUACCCCCACAACUUCGUGGCAACUGCGGGUUACUGGAUAGAAUGUUCCAGACAAAAAAUCACCACUGACACCAUUUGGGACGAAAGUGAAUCUGAACACGAAAACGACAUUCAAGAAGGAGAAGAAGACGACGAGGAGAAUCGGAAGGAUCGUGAUGAUCAUGGCAAUGGCUAUAGAAAAAGGGACAGAAGUUGUCAUGAUCUUUACGAAGAUGACGAGGAUUCCUCAUCUCCCAAGAAGAAGACAGUCAUCGAAGAGCAGUGGGAGAAGAACCAAGGGUUCGAGCUGACCAGUGUGGAACAAGAAACUUACGAGAAGUAUUUUUACGGUACCGAACACUGGAACUACUUCACUAACGAUGAAGACCUCGGUCCUAUCAUAUUAUCAAUAAAACAAGAAACGCUCAAUUGUAGGGAUCAAUUCAGGAUACUAGUUCGAGCUAUCAGCUACACUAUACAUGGUCUCAUACCCGCCAGCUGUGUGUUUGCUGAUAGAUAUAAUAGAGAAGAAGUAGUUAGGUCUUUGGGAAAGGAAGUCAACAUCAACCCUCCGCUGAUAUUAGGCCAGCUUCCAGACACCCCCGAAGAAUUACUCAAAUUAGACCAAGUAUUCAUAAAAUCCGAACUGAAAGUGGGCGUGAUCUACGUGAAAGAAGGCCAGUGCACCGAGGAAGAAAUCCUAGACAAUAACGACAACUCCAUGAUGUUCGAGGAGUUCCUUCAAAUCAUGGGCGAGAAAGUUCGAUUGCGUGGAUUCGAUAAGUACAAAGGCGGCUUGGACACCGUCCACGACCUCACAGGGCUGUACUCGGUGUACACGAACUGGAGGAACAUCGAGAUCAUGUUCCACGUGAGCACGCUGCUGCCCUACGAGCGGCACGAUCCGCAGAAGCUGCAGCGGAAGCGGCACAUCGGCAACGACAUCGUCUGCGUGGUUUUCCUGGAAGCUGACAACACAGCCUUCUCGCCGGCAUGCAUCAAGAGCCAUUUUUUGCACACCUUCAUUGUCGUGCGGACCUCACCGAGGAUAAAACGCAAGCCCACCCGCUACGAGGUCUCCGUGGUGUCCCGCGACGAGGUGGGCGCCUACAAGCCGUACCUGUGGGAGCAAAGCGUCUUCGACAAGGAGCCCAUGUUCCGAGAAUGGCUGCUCACGAAGAUCGUGAAUGGCGAGCGGGCCAGCUACUCGGCGCCCAAGUUCGCGCGCAUGCAGGACCGGACCAGGUCGCAGAUGCUCGAGGACAUCGUGGCCAAUCUGCAGAACCACGCGGAGACCGGGCAGAUACCCAAGCCGUACAGGAGAGGAUCUUGGAGACCUAUCGGCCACAUGCGUCCCUCAUCACCCUUACUGGACAGUGUCCGCGACCAAUUCGAGAACCACGAACACAUGGCCAGGGACUUCACCAAGACCUUCUUGAACAGCGAAGAGAACACCGUGACCAACGCUCAUUUGUUCGACGUCGUCUUCAUGGUCGGUCAAUCUAAGCAGAAGGUCAAGUUGGUGGGUGUCAGAGCGAUCCUCGGGGUACGCAGCCGAGUAUUCCAGGAAAUGCUUUACGGUAUCCAAGCGGGUUUCGGCUCGCCCCAGGUGCCGGUGGCAGAACUUUUGGCUCGGCCCGUGCCGUCCAUCCUCAGCCCGCAGCAAAUGAGGCCCAAGAGCAGCAACUUCUUGCAGGUACCUGAUAUGGAGACACCACGACCAAAAAGCGUGCCUUCCUCUCCCAUGGUGAAGAGGGCCUUCACUAGGCUGGGGACCAUCACGGCAGGCUGGGGUAGGUCGAUACGCAAGCACAGUGCGCAGCAGCUCAACGUGGAAGACAAGAAGAAGUGGGCUAGCAGCCAGGAUUGCUCGAAUAAAGACGGCAAAGACAAAUCCGGCAAACCGUCGAGCUCGCAGCAAGCCGUGCCUAGGCUCAGCGUCUGCGCAGACGCCCAGAAAGUGGACAAGGCCAAGCUUGCCCAAACGGAGUUCUCCAUCAUCGAGUUCGACUCGGACACGUUCCGGAUCCUUCUCGACUACCUGCACACGGGCUCUUGUCCGCUGACGUGCAACACCAUCCCAGGACUGAUCUGCGCGGCGGAGCACUACGAUCUACCGGAGCUGCUGCAGGCGUGCUUCCACCAUGCCAAACAGUUCCUCAGGAUCGAUGUGGUGUGUUUCAUGUUAUGUUCUCUCGAGAACUACUACUGGAGGUAUACUUCGGCAUCCGAGCUGGUGAACAUGAUAUUAGCGUUCGUAGAAACAAGAGCUGUAGCUGUGUUUCAACUUGAAGACUUCCUCAAUCUGAGCGAGUCCAUGGUCCAAAUGAUCAUGUGCAGGAAUUUGGAGAUACCCGAAGUAGUCAAAUUUGAGGCAAUGCUCACAUGGGCCAAACACAAAAUUCGUACCAAGACUUCAAGUAAAGUAGACACUAAGUUAGAAUUCAAAUGUAUCAUGGAACGGUUAUCCAGAGAUUUGAAACUGUACCGGAUAGCUCCUCAGGAACUGAUAAAGAUUGUAUUGCCUUCUAAGGCGAUCAAGAACGAGAUUAUUUUAGAAACCCUGAUGUUCCAAGCCAAUUCCGGUAUGUACAGAAUACAGGAUUCGUACUUGCAGGAAUGCACACAAAGACUGCAGAAACAGGACUCUAGAUUUUCAGAAAUGGAGUCUUUCGACUACGGCAAUUAGAUACUCUAUUCGUGGAUUCUAGUAUAGAAGACAAUCAUAUGAAAUUGAUAAUUUCGAGAAUCAGGAUCAGUGUGGUUUAUAUAGAGACGAUCUCAAAAGUUGUUAGUAUUUAAACGGAUCAAAGCGGAAAUGUAUUUACUACCUUUGGAAAUUGUUUCUAGUUUGAUGCGAACUGAUUUUAUCAUCACACGUAUUUUCAAGAAGGGUACUCUCUCAAUAUACAAUUCGAUGAAAUAUCGAAAUUUUCAUUCCGCAAUUGAACCUGACAAAGUUUAACAAAAGUCAGCUAAGGAGUUUUGAGCUGUGAAUGAAGAUCUGUUAUAUUUAAUCUCAGCACCCUGAAUCUUGAGAACGAAGCUUUAGAAACAUACGUGGUUGUAUGUACUUGUCUCCUCUUCUUUCCCAAGUUCUGUCGGAUAUCAAACAUUCCUGAUUACAAUCUGAAAUACGCAGUAUAAAUCAUAAUGCUUAAGGUAAACAGAACUAUUUUACUGAUGGUAUCUUUGUUGAGAUUUUGGAUAUGUCAUUUCCGAAAACGAUUCAUUUAUCUUUAAUCAAACUUCUGCUCAUUAAAAGUGAGACCGCCAAUACAGAGUGUUGAGGAAUCGUCCGACGACGCUUCAUAGGUCAUAUUAUCUGUCCUCGUUUCUAAAAAUAAAGAUAUGAAUAUUAUUUGAAUCUAAGUAUAGUGAGACAAAUCAGAUGAUUUGCCUCAAAAUUCCACUGCGUUUGAAAUGUUUUCUAUCAGAGCCAAAAAUAAUAAUCAAAUCAUUCGUCAGUGAAAAUUCGUUUUGAAAAAUAUUUGGAGAAAAGAAACAUAGUGACAUUUCUGGGCAAAUCAUCUGAUUCGUCCUUGAAACGAGGAGAGAAAAUCCCAAAUAAUCUAGAAAAAUGAAUUUACCACCUUCUCGAUUAACCUACAGACAGUAUUUCGAAAAUAAGCUCCUCAAGUGUUAAGUUUCAGAAAAUAUAUUGUGUAGGAGGAGUUGAGUAACUAAAAUCGUUCAUAGGAAUAAUUCCAAAACUUCUACCCUACUUGGAGAAUUUCAUUCACUUCUUUCGAGUUUUUUAAUUCCCUGUUCAGUUUGUUUGAAAGAACGCAUACCGAACCUUCAAUAACCACCGAACAUAAACUUAUGUUCGGUGCAAUAACUGAGCCAUUGUCGAAAUGCAAACCUUUUGGGCGACCUGAUAACUAGCUGACUAGGUUGUCAUUUAGAACGACCAAAGACUGAGAUAAAAUCAACAGUUUCAGAGACACAGAGUAAAAGCAAGCAUUGCUAUUCUUUCUGCAUGAAAUAUAUGUAUUUCUGCACAAUAAACCACAAUAAGAACUAUCCAGUACCUCAAUAUACCACACUACACUAUAAACCAAAAUAUUUUGUCAGAUAUUUUGGAUACGAUUGUUUCAAGCAUAAAGUUGAAGGUCAUCUGUCUUUUCAACAAGAUUGAACGGGGAAUUUGAUGAAUUAUAGACACCAUCUUGAGUUCGUCAGUUGUGUGUAGAAGAUAUGAUGUGAAUAACACAUACACCUUUAGGACUUGAAAUGUCCGAAACGACUUUUUUCUGCAAUCGGCUCAAAAGUCGUCCAUUUUUGUUUCAAAAUUAUAGCUCUUGAAGUUGACGUUUCUCUUACAAACAUAAUAAAAUGAUAAGUAUGUAUGUUGCUAGGCAACACUUUCAGUGUCUAGGGGCUGAAAAUGAAGUUUAACUUCUAGGAACUAGAAACAUGUCUGGUGACAACUGAUAUGGUAGCUGCUUCGACACUGACAAAUGACUCAAAAUAGUGGUAUUUUCACUAAUAUUUCAUUGAUUAGAUAUCAAUUAUUUCGACUGAGAAAGUGACUCUGUAUGACUCGCAAAAUUUGCGUGCUCGGCUUCGUCGUCGCUCCGCUUCGCAAAGGCAAAUAUCGCUUGUCAAACAAAGUGUCACAUUUGAUCCUAAUAAAACAAUGUCCUAUUAUGUCGAAAAUUCACAUAUUCAGAAAUGGUUUUAACCUUCUUCAACGUAUCUUUAACCCCUUAGCUAUAUCUCAAGAACUGAGCACCUGAGGACAUUAUGAACCUAACUUAUAAGUCGUUACUAUGUCGUGAAUACUUUUCAUUGAAACAAUGGUAAAACGUUGUUUUGGUGAGAAUUGAAUAACUCGAAUGAGUUUUCUUCUCGUCUACCUACAUAAAAUGUUGAAUAUUUCGUUGUUAUCAAAUACCGCUUGU
This is a messenger RNA of Phaedon cochleariae (mustard beetle), 6876 nucleotides long. The record is from the annotation of a GenBank genome assembly. Lineage: Eukaryota; Metazoa; Arthropoda; Insecta; Coleoptera; Chrysomelidae.